AGCAUAGGAUCUCUAUAAAGAGACUUUCUACUGCUCUUUCACUCCGACAACACCUCUCUCUCUAAUUCAUGCAAAGAAGAUCAUGGAGCUUGGUUUAAGCUUAGGAGAUGCUUCAAAGCCAUUUGGGUACAUGGAUAAAUCCAGAGAUAUCACCAGAACCACCAGCAGCAGCUUAGGAUUUUGCAUGGCCUUAUCCAUUGGUCCAAAUCCUACAAAUCAGCAAGAAUUAGAACAACAACACAGCAACGAUACUUCUACAGAUUCAGAACCAACUACCAAAAUCAACACGCCAACUACUUUCUCCCCCGUAGAUCCACCUUUGAUCCAGCUUGAUCUUUUACCCAACACUCCUGUCCCUCGCAGCAACCACCAUGCCCUUCCUUGGCCCUCCUCCGAUUACGGGAGUUGUGAAGCGGCUUCAUCAGGGAACAUGACCAGAUCAGGGUUUGAUGUGAAUAGGCUCCCAGCUGUUGAGGAGGCUGAGGAUGGGGCUGCACUUUCAUCUUCACCUCCCAACAGUGCCGCUUCAUCGUUUCAGAUGGAUUUUUGCAUAUACAGUAAAACUGGAAAUCAAGAAGCUGAGGUUGAUAGAGCUUCUUCUAGAGCUAGUGAUGAAGAUGACAACGGCAGUACCAGGAAAAAACUCAGGCUCUCCAAGGAACAGUCUGCUUUCCUUGAAGAAAGCUUCAAAGAACACAAUACUCUCAAUCCUAAACAAAAGCUUGCACUUGCAAAGCAGCUUAAUCUCCGUCCUCGACAAGUAGAAGUCUGGUUUCAGAACAGAAGAGCAAGGACCAAAUUGAAGCAAACCGAGGUGGAUUGUGAGUAUUUGAAGAGAUGUUGCGAGACAUUAACAGAAGAGAACAGAAGACUUCAUAAGGAGCUUCAAGAAUUGAGAGCUUUAAAAACUUCAAAUCCAUUCCACAUGACACUACCUGCCACCACUCUAACCAUGUGCCCUUCUUGUGAGAGAGUUGCCACCACCACCUCCACAACUACAGCAACACCCACCACCACCGUUACUCCAACCACCCCGAUGAAUAAUAAUAACAGUAGCAGUAUUGAGGCCACAUCGAAAGCCACAGCCACAGGUUUGACACUGGCAAGACCUGGCCGGUACUAUCCAUUUUCUCAUAAUAAGCCCACAUCUUGUUGAAAUUAGACACAGAUGAAAAGGGUCCUGUUCUGAAGAUCUGUACAUAUAUAUUUGCAAAGUUUUGGAGAGAAUCUUGAUAGGUAAAUUAAUUCUGAUGAUUGAUUUUGAUGGGUUAAUUACUCAGUAGUUGGGAUCAAGUUCUUGGAGGAGAAACCUUGAAUUAAUAUGGAGAUUUGUAUUCUGGUUUAAUUUUGUCAUAUAUGAAAAAAUUCAUAUACAGUUAUUAAGAAAAAGAAAUUAUAAGAUA
This is a messenger RNA of Manihot esculenta (cassava), 1403 nucleotides long. RefSeq names its product homeobox-leucine zipper protein HOX11. Bases 83 to 1156 code for a protein of 357 amino acids. Gene Ontology annotation, biological process: regulation of DNA-templated transcription. The transcript has 4 exons. NCBI's taxonomy places the organism in Eukaryota, Viridiplantae, Streptophyta, Magnoliopsida, Malpighiales, Euphorbiaceae. The record is from RefSeq and is a predicted model, not a curated record. Gene Ontology annotation, molecular function: sequence-specific DNA binding; DNA-binding transcription factor activity, RNA polymerase II-specific.